This is a messenger RNA of Kwoniella mangroviensis CBS 8507, 3525 nucleotides long. RefSeq lists its product as uncharacterized. The record is from RefSeq and is a predicted model, not a curated record. Gene Ontology annotation, biological process: regulation of DNA-templated transcription; DNA-templated transcription. Gene Ontology annotation, molecular function: DNA-binding transcription factor activity, RNA polymerase II-specific; DNA binding; zinc ion binding. NCBI's taxonomy places the organism in Eukaryota, Fungi, Basidiomycota, Tremellomycetes, Tremellales, Cryptococcaceae. The transcript has 17 exons. Bases 1 to 3525 code for a protein of 1174 amino acids.
AUGCACCGAAAUAACGAUGAUCGUUAUCCUCCUCCUUCAACCUCUUCUUCUUCCUCUUCUAGAUAUCCUCCGCCCCCCUCUCUAAACGGAUCCUCAUCGAAUAGACCUUCAUCCUCAUUUCAUCUGCCUCCACUUAUCCCUUCAGCUAAUUCACCUAUGAACCAUUCAUUCGGAUCACCAAAUUACAGAGACGUGCCUUCGCCCAGUGGAGGACAUACCGAUCCUCAAUCUUGGGCAUCCGCAUCAGCAACUGAUAGACCCAGUUCAUCGAGGAAUAAGCCUAGUUGGGCUACCGCUGCACCUGGACCUUCACCUAGAGAUGCUAGUGGAAAUAGGUUACCAUCCUUAGUUGAUUUCCCUCAUUCCCAUCCACACGGUAGAAGCUCUCAUUCUGGAUGGGACGCUUCACCUGGAGGGUAUACGAUGUCUCAUACUAGAGGAUCAGGUUCAGCUUAUCCAUCGUAUCGUGAAUCACCAUCAAAGCCACCUCCUCUUAUCACCCCCGUUACCAGCUCUCAAUCGCUCCCUCACGGUUCGCACUGGGCAGACGACAGAACCCUAUCGCCUUCGACCACAAGGAGAGAAAGCGUUUUAUCUCAACCUGGAAAUUAUCCUACUUCUCCACCUCCGCCUGAUACAGGUAGCAGUGGUGGGAAAAACAACAAUAAGCAUGCUGCUCCGAAAGAUGGGGAUGAUACCGAUGGUCAACCUACUCAGAAAAAGAAGAAGCGGAGAGUAGCCCUGUCCUGUGCAGAGUGUGCAAAGAGAAAACAGAAAUGUAAUAGGGAGACACCAUGUCAGCAUUGUGUAGCUAGGAGAGUACCAGAACUUUGCGUUCCAUAUUCCCGUCCUACUACACCGCCAGGAGGGAAGAAUAUCGUUAAAGUUGAAAGUCAAUCUGCCAGACCUUCUCCUAAAGAAAGUAACAAGAAAGAUGGUAAUGAUGUGCCUUCCCAACCUACCACAACGGCGGCCAGACCACCAUCGAUGCUACCCACCAUCAGCGUUAGAGUUGCGAGAUUAGAAGCUAUGGUAAAUGCUAUUGUCAAUCGUGUAGAUGGAAUAGAAGGGAAAGCUCUGAGAGAUUGGAGAAUCAAUCACGCACCUGCAACAUCCCCUCCUCCCCUUUCUGCUUCAUUACCGCCCGAUUCAGAGGACGAAAAGAAGUUGGAUCUACGACCUGAAACCUCAUCCACCCAAUCCAGGAUAGAACAUUCUGUGGAGUGGGACAACGGACCGGAGAGCGAGGAUGCUGUCGUAGGAGGCUUGGACAGAGAAACGGGUAUCAGAAAUCCUUUACCUCAAUCUUUACAUCCUUCCGGACCGGUUCCUCUCGGUUUGGACUACCAUGGCACACCCGCUGAACAGCUGUCACAGUUGUUUAAUGAUUGUGGAUUGAAUCCCGAAAAGAUGACCAUCCUCAUGAAAGACCUUCCUCCACGAGAUCUAGCAGAGAAGAUUACCCAGUGGUUCUUCGAUAAAGUCAAUCAUGUCAGGUAUCCAAUCGACGAGCACUUGUUCCGAUUGGCCUUUGAACAAGUUUAUUCUCACAAGAAUAGCGCCGCUGCUGUACUUGCUUUACCAUUGGUGUUUAUCGUUUUCGCCUUGUCGACUAGGGUAGCUCCAGAUGAAUUGGUAGGAACGGAACAUGAGAAAAGGUUGACUAGUUUGAGGUAUUAUUGGAAUUCCAAAACUGCUAUCAACAUUGCCAGCGCAGUGAAAGCUGAGAACCUUCAUCUCGUUGAAACGCGCAUCUGUACCGGACUAUAUCUCGUAUUGAUGCAUGAGCGACGCUUAGCGGAGGGAUGGGCGGAGUUCCGAUAUGCUCUCACUAUAGGACAGGCAUUGGGACUACAUCGCGAUGGGACAAAAUUGGGUUUAGACCCUUACGUCACAGAAUACAGAAGAAGAUUAUGGUCAUAUCUCAUACAUGCGGAUGCGACAUACUCUUGUUUGCUGGGAAGACCAACGGCCAUAGAUCCGAACUUUGCUGAUACCCUACCACCAUCGAAUAUCGAAUUGGAAGCGUUGAAAGAUGAUAAGAAAGCUUCACCUAAGCCGAUGUCGGAACCUACAUUCGCUACUUAUCUCAUCUUAAGAAGAGGCUUGGGCUGUAUAGUCGCCAAAGUGACACAGCAUUUCCAGAGGUUAUCGGGACAAGGUUCAUAUAGAGAUGUAGAAGCUUUAGACGCAGAGUUGAAACAAUUCGUAGAGAAUUUACCACCAACAUAUAAGAUGUUGACGCCUGAUAAAUCGUACGAUGAUAAAAUGUGGUUCUUACCUAUUCAUAGAUAUUAUAUUCAGACUGAGAUCCUACAUUUUACGAUUAUUCUCCAUCGUCCUUGGCUCCUUCGUAAGCUUAGAAGUUCAAGAUAUGCUUUAUCGAGACAAGCUUGUUUCGACGCUGCUGUUACGGAUUACAAAUUGCGUCAAAUGUUCAAAGUCGAUUGUCCAGAUUUCUUCGAAACGUUGCUGGGUGGAUCUUUCCGAGAAUUCAAUGCCGCAAUGAUAGCUGGUAUCAGUAUCAUCAUAGAUCCUCGCGCCGCCCGAGCCAGCGAGAUGAAGCAGAUCAUCCAAUCUUUCAUGGAACAACAUCCUCAUGAUCCCAAGGCAGAUGACUUCUCGCAGAAAGAAGCGGCGAUCAUAUACACAUUACAUCAGCGAGCACAACAGAUGGAAUCACAGAGGCUCGCCAGACGACCUACCCUCCCAUCCGGUCGGUUGUCGGUGGACAAUACAUCAUUCGAACGGUCAACUUCCAAACCACCUUCAACCUCCAUGGCGGCUCCUCCUAAUCCUACUCCACCCCAUUCGAGCGAGCCGGGAAGCGGAGGGCCCAGACAUGCUCCUCUACCUGCUAUCUCACCUCAGAGCUAUGUCAGAGCAAGUCCCUACACCACUAAUAGUAUGGGUCCCACUCCACCCGGUAUGGGCCAUAGCCCAGAGGAAGAUCAUCCUCAGCGAUUACUCGAUCACUGGUUGCAGUCCAACACUUCCUUUGGCCCCGGUACGGAAGGUCUAAACUUUGGUAUAGGUCCAUUCCCACAACAUCUACCUGUCGGAUCAACCUCUCGAUCAAACUCCUUCGUAGGGAACGAACAGAUGGGCCAACCUCAACUUAUGACUGGAUAUAUACCCGGUACUCUCCCUGAUGGAAGUGUACAAUAUAAUGACAACGGAAAUGGCGGAUUCGAUAAUACCGGUGCGAUGGGAUGGAUGGAUCCUUCUUUAGCAAGUGGCGGACCAAUGAUGGGUACCAUGUCUGAAUUACCUCAAAACGCAUCUUCUCAGAUGAAUAAUCAAACUAACAAUAAUCUUUCGAUGAUGGGUAUGAGCGGUAUGCCAAUUGGUCAGAUGGGAAAUAAUGGGAUGAAUAUGAUCAAUGGUCACUUUGGAAUUUCACCUGCUAUUGCCCAGGGAGCAGGAGCAGGAGGUAAUAGUUCUCAAUACUGGAAUGCUCUUAUUGAUGGUAUCGUCACUGGAUUACCGAAUUAUGAUCCUAAUCUAAGUAGCGCAAGUGUGUAA